GCGCUCCUUCUAAUUUCUGCUGUUGCUGCUCAUGAGCACCAUACUCACCAGAUCUCUCCAGAUGCCGUUAUCUCCGACAAGCCGAUAGACGCCAAGCUUUGGAUGCACAUCAUUCUCAUGCUGCUCUCCUUCGGCAUCUUCUUUCCUUUGGGCGUUGCUCUGGGUGUCGCCAAGUCGCGUUGGCAUGUGCCUGUACAGAUACUGUCUACUGGUCUGGCUGCAUUUGGUAUCGUCCUUGCGCAUACGCCGCGCACGGGUCGCCAGUUUCGUGCCAACAUUCAUGCCAAGUUCGCACCGUGGCUCAUUCUCUAUAUGCUCAUCCAGAUUGCUCUUGGCUUCUACCUACGUCUCCAUCUCGAGCGCGGAUUGAACAAACGGUUGCGCGCCUGGAUUGUCCCCAUUCAUGGCGUACUGGGGAAAUUCAUGCCUCUACUUGGGUGGAUACAAAUGGGCUUUGGUGGCAUCACAGCGCUCGGAUUCUGUAGAAAUGCUACAGGCGACCAUCUUGGACAAUGUCUUGCUCACGGCAUUAUGGGCUCAGCUUUUGUCGCGUACGGCAUCUGCUUUUGCAUCAUGCUGACCGUACCUGCACGACUUUGGUUGCAGCGCAAAAAUGUAAGCCAAGAGCUGCUCGAUAGUAGCGUCAUUAUGGCAUGGGGACUAGUGAAUGCACUGACGGAACAUCGCUGGGGUCAGUCAUGGAGUCAUUCAGACUUGCAACACACAUCUAUGGGCAUUAUCUGGUUCUGUGCCGGUAUCGCUGGAAUCUUCCUCAGUAUGGGCAACCGCCGUAAUGUCGUGCCAGCAGCAGUCAUAUUGCUGACUGGCUGGGCGAUGAGUCGACACAAGCAGCGCAUCAUGCUUUCCACAGAUAUGCACGCCAUCUUCGGUCACACUCUCAUGGCGGCUGGAGUGACGCGGAUUGUCGAAGUGGCCGUCUUGCUACGUGACCAGCCUUACCAGCAGGAAGGCGACAAGCCCCAAGUACGUGCUUUCCAGUACAUUCCGUGCUACCUGUUGGUCGCAAGCGGUCUGCUGUUCAUGUUCUCCAACGAAGAGCAAUUGGUCAUGAUUAACGAUGCAAAGAUUGACGCAGUCUCGUACAGCUUGCUAAUCUACUCGCUGGCGUUCCUUGUCGUCUUCUUUGCCAACUUCCUCAUUCAUGUA
Molecule: messenger RNA, 1167 nt
Organism: Protomyces lactucae-debilis
Lineage: Eukaryota; Fungi; Ascomycota; Taphrinomycetes; Taphrinales; Protomycetaceae
Exons: 1
Source: RefSeq, a predicted model, not a curated record